Molecule: messenger RNA, 489 nt
Organism: Diabrotica virgifera virgifera (western corn rootworm)
Lineage: Eukaryota; Metazoa; Arthropoda; Insecta; Coleoptera; Chrysomelidae
Exons: 2
Coding region: 29-358 (109 amino acids)
Source: RefSeq, a predicted model, not a curated record
UUCACUGAUAUACUUAAAAAAUUCAAAUAUGAAAUUUAUUUUCUUACUGUUUUUGGUUGCCGCCGUAUAUGCCGGAUUACAGAAAGACAUCCUAGCCAAGAGACUGCCUAUAGACCCCCUAGCUAAGUAUGAAAUUGGUCCAGUGACUUCUUUGUUAGAUUGUGAUUUACCCCCGGAGUUUUGCCACAAUAAAGAACCAUUAGAUAACUAUGAAUGUUGGAGAUGGGGGCAGGCAGAUUUAAUACUCAAGUAUUGUAUCAGGGAUGCAUGUCAUGGUAAUUGCCAUCGCACCAAAAAUAACUUUGGAAGCUUCGAAGAUUGUAUCUCUAACGCAGGACGAGUAUGUCCGACCUUAUAAAAUAAGAGACAUAAACUUAUAAAAACUUGUAAAUGCAUAAAGUAUUGAUUUUUCUACAUUUUGCAUUAUAUUAUGUGAUUUUUGACUUCCAUUGCAGAAAUAUUUCCUCAAAUACAAAUUAUCCAAAUAAA